Paracoccidioides lutzii Pb01 is the source of this 186-nucleotide messenger RNA. RefSeq lists its product as hypothetical. The transcript is spliced from 2 exons. The coding region runs from base 1 to 186 and encodes 61 amino acids. The record is from RefSeq and is a predicted model, not a curated record.
AUGCUUCUAUGGAGAAUUGCGCCCUAUGGGCUGAGCGGCGAAAGCAAAAGCAAAAUCCACCACGCGGCUAAACCCAUGAUGUCAUUUGGCAGAAACCUCCCACCAAUCAUCUCCGCUUCGACCUCCAUCAGCAACGGACCACGAGAUCAGGAUCACCAAGUUCUUCCUUAUUUCGCCGAGGCCUAA